AUGGUUGUCUUCAGCAAAGUUACCGCCGCUCUCACUUGCUUUUCGGCCGUUGCCUCAGCUGCCGCUGUUCCGGUCAAGAGCCCCCGUCAGGGCUUCAGUGUGAACCAGGUGCAGAAGACUGUCACCGGCACCCGGACUGUUAACUUGCCUGCUGUGUACGCCAAUGCACUGACCAAGUACGGUGGUACUGUCCCAGCCGCCGUUCACGCUGCUGCCGUGAGUGGUUCUGCCAUUACCACGCCCCAGGACAACGACGUUGAGUACCUCACGCCCGUCACGAUUGGCGGCUCAACCUUGAACUUGGACUUCGACACUGGUUCUGCUGACCUUUGGGUAUUCUCUACCGAGCUCUCUUCUUCAGAGCAGUCGGGUCACGACGUCUACGACGUUACCAGCUCCGGCAAGAAGCUGGCUGGUGCUAGCUGGUCGAUCUCAUACGGCGAUGGCAGCGGUGCCAGUGGUGAUGUCUACACGGACACUGUCACCGUUGGUGGAGUCAAGGCCACCGGCCAAGCUGUUGAGGCCGCUAAGCAGAUCAGCCAGCAGUUCGUGGAGGACAAGAGCAACGAUGGUCUGCUGGGUCUGGCCUUCAGCUCCAUCAACACUGUCAGCCCCACGCCUCAGACAACCUUCUUCGACACCGUCAAGUCCAACCUUGACAAGCCCCUGUUCGCUGUGACUCUCAAGCACGGCGCCCCUGGCACCUACGACUUUGGCUACAUUGACAGCAAGAAGUUCACCGGAGAUGUGACCUAUACCGACGUUGACAACUCCCAGGGUUUCUGGUCCUUCACCGCCGACAGCUACAAGGUCGGCAAUGGUGCUGCUGGCUCUUCUAUCAACGGCAUUGCUGAUACUGGUACCACCCUCCUCCUGCUCCCUGACUCUGUUGUUUCCGCCUACUACAAGAAGGUUACCGGCGCCAAGAACAGCAACUCUGCUGGUGGCUACGUCUUCUCUUGCAACGCCGUUCUGCCUGACUUCACUGUGACCAUUGGUGGCUACAACGCCGUUGUUCCCGGCAAGCACAUCAACUACGCUCCCGUCUCGACUGGUAGCUCCCAGUGCUUCGGUGGUAUCCAGAGCAACUCUGGCAUUGGCUUCUCCAUCUUCGGUGAUAUCUUCCUCAAGAGCCAGUACGUUGUUUUCGACUCCGAGGGACCUCGUCUUGGCUUCGCCGCCCAGGCAUAA
Penicillium samsonianum is the source of this 1191-nucleotide messenger RNA. Its product is annotated as pepsin-like aspartic protease. The record is from RefSeq and is a predicted model, not a curated record. Gene Ontology annotation, biological process: proteolysis. NCBI's taxonomy places the organism in Eukaryota, Fungi, Ascomycota, Eurotiomycetes, Eurotiales, Aspergillaceae. Bases 1 to 1191 code for a protein of 396 amino acids. Gene Ontology annotation, molecular function: aspartic-type endopeptidase activity. The transcript is spliced from 3 exons.